Molecule: messenger RNA, 13895 nt
Organism: Dendronephthya gigantea
Lineage: Eukaryota; Metazoa; Cnidaria; Anthozoa; Malacalcyonacea; Nephtheidae
Biological process (GO): detection of mechanical stimulus; kidney development
Cellular component (GO): membrane
Molecular function (GO): protein binding; calcium channel activity
Source: RefSeq, a predicted model, not a curated record
UAUUGCGUCGAACAAAUAUUCUUCCGUAGGUGCUUUUUCGAGAUUAACGCUAAGACAAGGGCUUCGUGCUAUUUACUAGCGAGCAAAGGCGAUGUGAGAUUGCUAUUUGAAACGGAUGUUCUUGAGCGUUUCGUGCAAUGAAUGCGUUAUCAUACUUUAUUUUUUUCUGCUGUUUUGAGGCAGCGUGGAGCGCUUGUGCUACAGAAGAGAAGCCUGAUCCAGAUUUCAUUCAAUGCACUUUUCUAAACGUGGCAUUGCAAGAGAAUGGUGGAAAUUCCUCAGCUAUCGUGGGCGAUCAAGAGCAUUCCUGUCCUCGCCUUACCGAUGGUAAAACAGAGGACGCACAAGAUGGCGACAAGAAUUCAAACAAAGUGUUGAAGAUCGCUUUUGCGAGGCCGUAUCUUGUUGACACUGUAAGAAUCACGGAGUCUGACGAUGGCGCCCAAGCCGAGUGGAUCACAAUCAGCUUUUCUGAUGGAUCAAAAGAAGAUAUAACUCUAUUACCAGGAUCCACAGAACCAGAGGAAGUCUCUUUUGUCCCUCGUGUUGCAUCAUGGGUGAAAUUUACCGUUCUGAGCCAGUAUUCGGAAGGCGGUAUUCGCUUCACAGAGAUCGAAGUGUACAAUGGCGCCUGUGUUGAUGAAAACGUUUGCACUUUCGAGGAAUUCUCCGAUGGGGCGCUACAAUCACAACGUCACGUCCACAGCGAAGUAUUUUCGUUUCUCAAACAAGGCAAAGAUAAGUUGGACAUUAGGCUUGGCAACUCCUUAGACAAACUUGUCUAUGUUAUACCUAUUUCGGACAGUAUAAAGUUAAGUAGGGGAGGGGAUGUAAAAGCCGGACCGACGUCAGUCCCUGGGGUGGACCUCGACUCGCAUUGGAUUCCAUUCUGGGUGGAUAUGAGGAAACCUGGACGAAUCGUUAUCGGGACUGGUGCUACGGUGUUGAUCGAGUUGACAGAAAAUAUUCAACCCUUGCCUCUCCUGUGGUUUUUGGCCACAGUUUCGGGGGAAAAAGUCAUUUACUGCGGCAAAAAAGACCGUUGCCAUGACGACAGCACCUAUUUCUGGCCCUUGGAUAAGCUAUCCAACAACAGAGUGUACGGAACCAGAAGCCGCACCUAUUUUCUAGCGUCUGGUUCCGUUACAAUGAACACGACCGGCCCAGCGUUGUCGAGAGGGCAAAGAACAGCUCUUCUUCUUUCCAAUGGCUUUGUCGACCUAUACUCUCCAACAUCGUGUCUUUACAAGCAGGACUUUUGCAGCGAAGGGCUAUCGUUCUCGAUAUGGCUGAAGAUCGAAUCUUUAUCUACAACUGCAAGCUAUUUCCUGUCCGGUGGAAAAGGGAACCAGGGCUUUUCGAUUUAUGCACCAAUGGAAGCAGAUCGCGUUGACAAUAAUAACCCGGUCGAGAUCGAAUUUCAAAACAGCGAUGUACAAUGGCGGGUCUCUGCGCCGUUUUCCCUGGCAACCUGGCAUUUCAUAGCCUGUUCAUGGAGUGCCGCGGAUGGACCGACUUGCCUUCUGGACCUGAACACUGUCCUCAAUGGAAAGCAAAGAUUUGCAAGUUCUACUUUCGGACCGCUUUCAUUGGGGAAAUCUGCAAUGAUACCAAACAGCUUUGCACAUUCAUCCGUCAGCAGUCUGGCGAUUUGGGAAAGAAAACUUACAAAUUCAGAUUUCCAGGCGUUGUAUAAUUGCAUGGGAAUUAAACCACGGACUAAAGCCAGUGAAGAACUUGGAAUUGAGAACUUCCGGAUACCAGACAGUUCCUUUACCGCAUCAAGCUCUACCGAAGAUGGUCUCCCCCAUUUUGCCAGGAUGUCUUUAGGCGGUUGGAUAAGUAGUGUAUCGGAUGCAAAUCAGUAUCUUCAAGUCGAUUUUGUCACGACUAUGGAAAUAAACAAAGUUCGUCUCAAAGGCAACGUUGAAUUAGAUGCUUAUGUAAAGAAAUUCAUGUUAGCAGAAAGCAAAGAUGGCGUCGCAUGGAUUACAGUGAAGACUUCCAGUGGGAUAGACAAGAUAAUGUCUGGCAAUGUGAAUCCUUCCAUUUUGCGGGAGGUAAACAUUGGGAAAUAUCUCGUUACAAGAUGGCUACGAGUUCUUCCAACCUCGUAUCACAAUAGGAUUGCGUUGAGACUGGAGCUAGUUGGCAAGCAAGACUACGCUAACAGUCUUGGAUGCCUUCCCGCGUCUUCCGUCGUCACCUCCCGUUACCCUAUCGAGUCUGGUUCGGAUCCAUUCAGCUGCAUGGUCGGAUGCGGUCGGACUACGUCGCCUUACGCAUUGCUCGCCGACAGCGGCGACUGCUAUUGUGCCGACAAACUCGAGUCGACCGACUACGUUUUUGAUGCAAUGUGCUCAACGCGUUGUCGGAACAAGAAGAUGUUGAAAUGCGGUGGAAAAUUGCAUUUUUCGGUUUAUCAGGUUACCGAGUUUGCGAACAACACUUUCCAAUUCUCAGCUCCGACAUGGAUUAAAGAGAAUACGGCCGCUACGUUUUCGUUUACGUCCAUCGCUGGGACUGUUUUUAAAGUUUACAGAAAACGUUCGUCUCUUUCAACAACUUCAUCGCAGGUAGAACUAACCUUCCAGGAUCUUGGAGUCGAAGUGGUCGUCAUUGAAGCUGAAACAAGCGGGCUUUUCAAAAGAAAAUUCCAAGUCCGACAUUCCAUUCUGGUCAUCACGGUAGCCAAAGGUCUUAGCCUUGAAUGCCCGGGUCUUAUCAUCGCAAAUCGUCCGUACGAAUGUACUUUGACUGGCUUUACUGGUCCGAUAGAUGUGUUCAGUUACAGCAUGAAUGCUGCGGAACUAGAUACCCCGAUGCUUCCAAUGGGCUUCAUCGGCACAGUUGGCGGAAUUCACUACAAAAUUCCGAACAAAGAACAAACACAAAGCGGUCUGUACUUCGUAUCAACCUUCGUCGAAUUAGGCGUUGUUUCAUCUAUCGAGGUCAACGUUGAAAGCAUUGGCAAGCUCUCCGUUUUGAUCCUUCGCCCAGUCUGUGGAACCGGCGUUUAUCGAGAAUAUUGUGACGUGAAUAAAAACUGUACACUCGCAAAUCCAGUGUGUGUUGAUCUAUCCGGGUACACGUGCGAAGAUAAAAUGCUUCACUUGCCGUCCGGCAGAUGUUUUGAAAAGGACAAGUAUGAAUGUCAAGGAACCGCCACAACAUCUAAGUUUAUCCCUCAAAAAUAUCACAAGUACGAGGUGGUUUUUAAAAAGCAGGUUGAAUUCUCCAAAGUUGGACAACACCAAGUAUUAGGUGAGGGUGAGACAGUUGACGUGCGCGAGAAAGACGUCGUGGGCGUGUAUUACCCAUCGUCCCAAGCGGCCAAUCUGACCGUGGAAAGUUAUACGGCAUACGAAGGAUUUCUCCAAGUGGAAGCAAGCAAUCUCGUCAAAGGCGGUUAUGUCACAGCUUCUGCGAAAAACACCAAGCUCGUCCACAUGCAGCAUUCCCUCAAGGCUCGCUACUACGUCCCGCAAACCCGAAUUUUCCCGAUCUCCCUCGCUCCGGGCGUCCACCACGCCGCGAUAUCGCUCGACAAUGCGAUCAACAAGUUCCAGACUUCUCAAGAAAUUGUCUCCGCGCAACCGAUCGUCGACGUAGCCUGGAAACUAGAAGCCAUUGCGGCGACCAACGACGUCUACACAAUAACAGCAAGUGCAAAAGUGGGGACGAAUGUAACUUUUUUAGUGCAUUACGAUGACGGAAGCACGGAUAAUUUCUUUCAGAUGAACGUAUCACAACCAGUUGUCUUCACCCACGUUUACACCUCUCCUGGGUAUAAAUUUAUCAAACUGCGCGCGUUUAAUCAUCUUUCAGACGAUACCGAACAAUUUACGCUGCUCAUUCAGGAUUACAUUAAGGAUGUGAAUCUCUCGUCGCCCGUCAAACCGGCCAGGCUUACACACAUCACCGCUAUCGACUGGUAUAUCGACAGCGGUUCUCGUGUCACAAUUGAAAUUGAUUUGGGCGACGGAACGAAGUUCCUCAACCAAUCUCUGGACAUAAACGGAGUGCUUAAACGACCCAUACGCCAUGUUUAUGCGAACCCUAUCGAGUACUGGGUGAACAUAACCGCGUAUAACCUGGUGAAUAGGAUUCAACUUUACUUCAUGAUCAUCGUGGAGAUCCCGAUCGUGGAUCUCACGUCACGCGUGAUCCACGCAAAUCGUGAUAUCGAAGUCAAUGAAACAGUCGAGAUUAAAUUAACCCAACUCAAUGGAACGAACGUGAUCCAUUUCUUCGAUUUCCAAGAUAAGUCUAGCCUUCUGACACGUGAAACCAGUAUCUUGAAGAACUACAGUUAUUGGGCCGUAUUUCCGGUAAAUAUAACCGCGUGGAACAACGUCUCGUGGGUGACCUGGACCCAACCUAUUAAAGUGCAUAAGCCAAUCAUCGUGCUGACCGGUUUUGUAAUUGCGACAUCGCCCACCAAUCAUACAGAUGCUGUAAAAUUCGACUUCGAUAUGAAGACCGGUUCCGAUUUCAACUGCACCUGGGAUUUCGAUGACGGAGCGUUUGGUCACUCCAGCUAUUGGAUCACGGAUGAAGAGGUGUACAAAUGGCCGAUAACUCACCAGAAAAUUUAUCACAUGUUUCCUGGCAUUGGCGUGUACCACGUUCGCAUUAAUUGUACCAACAGACUCUACCCCAUCACCGCCUCCACCAUCUCAAUUGUACAAGUUCCUGUCAUUGGAUUCAAAUUUGACCAGCCAGAUCCUCAACCAAAUGACGAAGAUCUCGUGGUGAAUUUCACAGCCGCCACGGGCACCAACAUCAGUUACACCGUGACGUUUUAUCACAUCUGGGAAAAACGCGAUAUCCCUAUAACGGAUGUGACCAUCUCUCCAGACACCCUCAAGGGAACUGCGGUCAUCGACAAGAAGCACUUCACAGAUCGUGUCGGUUACUACAACGUGAAGAUAACAGCCGUUAAUCUCGUGACGCCGCUUCAAACUCGCGUACGGACGGUCACGAUCGAUCGUCCGAUUCGUGACCCCAAAUUAUCAUUCACGCGAAAUACGUGGAAACGAAUCACACUGAACUACACGAUCCACGCAGAUGGCUCGAACGUGACCAUCAAGUGGGAUUUCAACGAUCCGUACGCGGGUCCACUCAGCUUCCGUCAGGAAUGGUUCCAAGGGGUAUUUACAAGCGAUGGCUGGACGGUGUGGCAUAAAUUUGACCACAGUGGAUAUUAUGUAAUCGAUGUAACGCUCACGAAUAGCUUGGGCACCGUUACUACGACAAAACAAGUUAAAGGUGAAUUCGGCGUGUAUUUGGUUGGCGUCACGGACUCUCCACGUCCCCUGCCUCCGGGUCGAAUGAAUUUCACGUUCUUCCCUAUUCCAGAGAGGUACUAUUGGCACCCAACUGACGCGCAUAUGGAAAUGCAGUUUGGAGAUGGAAAAAAUUAUUCGGGACCUUAUAAUUCGACCGUCAUACAUUUCUACGAAAGCUGGGGUCUGUUCCACGUGAACUGUACCAUAAUGAACAAGAUCUCUUGGGGAUUUUUCACGUUUGAAGUGGAAAUACAACGUAUCAUACAAGGACUAAAGCUCACUCCUUUUCACAGCGCCGGCGAUGCUGGCUACUUCGGUCCGGCUCGUGGGCCCAAUCUUGAUCGCCUACCUUUGGAAUACGACGUGAUAUGGAACGUGACUACGUCCGACGGCACGAACAUCACAUACACUUAUCAAUUUGGGGAUGGCGACGAAGAAGUGACGCAAAAUGCUACAGUUUUUCAUAAGUAUCGAGAGGUAGAUUAUUUCACAGCGACCGUUACUGCCGUGAAUGCGGUGAGCAAGGGAUCCACGACAUUCAAAAUUCGCAUUCAACAAAUCGUCAUUGGAAUCGACAUCGAUAGUAAUUGCCCUCGAAAGAUCGAUCAUCCGACCACGUUUCGUGUGACAAUUGAUCAAGUUGGAACAGAAUCGUGUUAUCUGAUUCGAUUCGGAAACAACAGUCAUAAUUACCUCUACAAGGAUGCUCCAGACACGUUAUGCGAACAGAGUUUCCUCGACCAAGUGUCUCCAGGCCAUACCUACGUCUUCAGUGGAAAGUCUUUCGUUCUGAAUUAUACGUACGCGUUUAUCGACGUGUAUUGGCCCCGUUUGAUUGGUUCAAAUUUGGUGUCGAAGCUUUGGAAGUUCCACAAGGCUGUGGUUGUCUGGAAUCACUGCGAUUAUCCCAAAAUCGAUAUUUUUAACAUCGGAAAGAAUAGGACAACGGCGACUGAUGUUUUACGGUCGCAGGUUUUCAUGGUUGACACGCAGAAUAUCGUCCUUUGUAAAGCUUCUGUGACAACUUCUUUUCUAUGGGAGGUCUACGAAGUGAACCCCGUUGAAGGCGGUAAUGACACGCUGUUUAUCUUUGCUUCAAACGUCGCCGUUAACAACCCAAGAUUCCGCAUCGAUAUCCGCCUAUUACCAUACGGUUUGUAUAGAAUGUUUACGAUCACUAUGCUAGGCAUUGACGGGGUAGUCGGUUUCGACAACGGUUUCAUUCGGAUCAUUGAAUCCCCGUUGAUCGCAACAGUCAACGGUGGUUCGGGCAUUUCAAAAGGCUACGCGCAAAAUGUGACAAUCGAUGCAUCUGGUUCCCAGGACCCGGACGUCGGGCCGGGAUUUUACGAGAAUAUAACAUUGAUCUGGGAGUGCCUGGUCGAAGGGAUUCCCAACACGCUAACCCCGCAGGAAAUCAGCGCUGCGGAGGUGAAGUCUGGCUGCUCAGGCGAUGGUUUUAGUGUUUUAAAGAAUGGAAGCGCUGCCGAUUUGGUGUACCUAAAUUCGAAUUUCACCGUCCUCCCGAACGUGAACUACGCUCUACGGUUCACGGUUAUAAAGAAUCAUCGUCGUAUGAGGUCGUACUUCAACAUCCACACACGUGAAAAAGAUGUUCUCAAUGUUUUUGUCAAAUGCCUUCAGAACUGCAAAAAGAAACGAGUUUCUGCCGUGAAGCUGGCUUACACUGGCGGCAUCCGUGGUCUCGAAGAUCCUGAAAUAUUGAAGCGUGUGACGUAUAAGUGGAAGCUCUACGAGGCGCCAGAACGUGGUCGACUUUAUCGCAUUCGUAACGACGCGUGGAAAGUGGUGAAGACUUUUGAAACAGAUUUCGUGAUAACGGCAACCACAAAAGAUACGGUGGUCAUCGGGGAAAAAGUUCUUUUGCCUACAUCACGAUAUCGUUUGAGGCUUUACGUCACGCUGGAUGAACAGACUGGUUUCGCUGAAGAAGAACUAUUCAUGAACCAGCCUCCUAGCGGUGGAGAGUGUGUGAUAGAUCCUGCAGAAGGCUACGCGCUGGACACAGAAUUUCGCGUCUCUUGCUCGGGCUGGAGCGACCAAGAUGUCCCGUUAUCGUACAAGUUCGCUUACAAAACAAGCGAUGAAGACUUCGAACAGUUGAUAUACUUUGGAUCUAAAAGUAAAACGCCACCCGUCAAACUUCCCCUGGGCAAAGCUCACUUGAACUACUCCAUACAAGUCAUCGUAGAUGCUGCUGAUUCAUUACUAGCUCCUAAUGUAACAAUCCUGAACGUCACGGUCACGGCUAAGCCUAUUACAAGUCUCGCAGAAUUUGAGACGCAUAUGCUUCACAUGAUAUCCAAGGAUGGACCACUGGGAAAUAUGAUGGCCUCGGGUGAUGCUCAUAGCGCAACACAACUUGUGGGAGCGUUGAGUUCUCUUCUUGACAAUCUUGCGAACAGUAACAGAACUUCGAAACUUCAGUUAGAGAUAGACGCGCUGGAGGCCAUUGAUAAAGAGCAGUUGAAACCAGAAGAGAUUGACGCAAUUAAUCAACAAAUCCAAAUUCUUCAGGAAGCCGAUAGAAUUCAAGUUCAGAAUGAAACGGCUAUUCGUGUUAAGAUGAGGAAAAUAAUGGAAAAUGUUGUUUCCGAUAUACCAAUCGAUAGCGUUGAAGCCAUCCGUGAAAAAGCGACAGCCAGUGCGUCAUUGUCAAACACUCCUAACGAAGUCACAGCAGAAAUGCAGGACAGUGCAAUGAACGCGGCGAAUCAAAUGAUCGCUUUCCUUGGCAACAGCACUCAGUCAGAAGAGCCCCCGAACCCGCAGGAUACUUACAACGCUGCUGGUGGACUUAUCAACACACUUGGAAACUCGAUGGAAGCGUCUAUAGAGACUGGAAAAAGCUACAACGCCUCAGAUGACGGUGGUGAUAACACGACAAAGACGGAUAGUGCUAGCAAAGGUCUCGUUACAAAAGCGAUGGAGAACGUCGAGAAUUUAGCUUCGGCCGUUUUGACGCAGAAAUUUGCCGGAGAACCGGCGACCGAGGUAAAAACGGAGCGCUUAUCCAUGGCCGUGCAAAGGGCUGAUCCAUCGGAAAGCGGGAAUAUUGGGGCGAACACAGGAGGUGGAAACUUCAUGAUGCCGAAUGUCGGAGCUUUGUUCGGUAUUGACGGCAACGAUACGAAAAAAAUACCACCUGUUGAUACUAAGGCUGUUUCAAAUUCGAAGAAUCCAUUCGCUUGGGACUCGACUUCGUCGAAAGUGAAGAGCAAGGUUAUGACGAUGGAAUUGAAGAACGCCUCGGGCCAUCCGAUCAAAGUGAGCAACCUAUCCAAGCCGAUUGACAUGUGGGUGCCACGUGGAAUGUCCGUGGAUUUCUCGUUUUACGCCGUGAACCACGGCAGGUUUCUGUACAGAGCAUUUCCCGUCGUGGAGAACGAUACCUCGAUACAAGUCGAGAUUCUCGCCGAAGACAACAACACAGAACUCAUCGCUUAUUUGCGCUUCGGAAAAUUUCCGACCGAGGAAAAUUAUGAUUUUAAAUACGUGCUGCCGAGACGUGUGUUUCCCGUCAAGCACUCGGGGAAUGGAACCGCGAACAAGACAAAAACCGGUCGGGAAAUAAACCCUUACAUCUUGUUCCGGUCUAACGAGGACCUAAACAGAACAGCCGCGGGAAAGUAUUACAUUGGCGUGAAGUACAACGGGACAUUUGACCCGCUGUACGAGGCUGUUAUCUCUGGUGGGAAAAUAACAUAUAAAGAAUUCAUUCCACCGAUUGCAAAUUUCACGAUGAGAACCUUUACUUCGUCUUGUUUGUACUGGAGCAUCGAGAAUGACACUUGGAAAAGCGACGGAUGUGUUGUCGGUCCAAAGACAGCUAUGGACGGAACACAAUGUUUAUGUACGCAUCUGACAUCGUUCGGUGGAGAUAUGGUCGUUGCUCCUAAUACGAUUGACUGGAGUGCGAUAAGCUUGGAUAAUCUUUUCAGCAAUCCUGUCGUAUUCGCCGUCGUGAUGUCGUUCAUUUUUCUGUAUUUUAUUCUGCUUAUUCCCGCUCGUAGACAGGACAAGAAAGAUUUGGAAAAGCUUGGCGUGGUUCCAUUACCUGAUAACGACCCUCGUGAUCAAUACAGCUACGAAAUCACCGUCUACACUGGGUUCAGCGCCGAGGCCGGAACGACGGCAGAUAUUUUCUUCAUCUUGGAAGGAACGCGAGACGAGACGCCGGUGAGAAUGUUAAAAGAUCCGAGCAAAAACAAAAUCUCCGUUGGGAGCAUCAACUACUUUCUGUUAACCGUUCCUUCGUCUUUGGGGAAAUUGAGAAGCCUUCGUAUCUGGCACAAUAAUGGUGGCAGUUCUCCAUCUUGGUACUUACUACGUCUGAUGGUUCACGAUAUCCACAGAGAUACCAAGACGUGGUUCCUCUGCGAUCGUUGGCUGGCUGUUGAAGAAGAUGACGGUCAGAUUGACCGAGUCCUCCGACCGGCAGGCGCCGAAGACCUCACGAAGUUCAACCUCUUGUUCCAAAACGAAGCUCGUAAAAACCUCUCCGACGGACACAUCUGGUUCUCGGUCGUCAAGAGACCUGCCCGCAGUAACUUCACACGUGUACAGCGGCUGUCGUGUUGUCUGUGUAUCCUGCUGACCACAAUGCUUGCAAACGCAAUGUUCUACCAAAACGACCCGUCGUCGUCUGGCGAUGGUGUACUUAAGGUGGGUCCGUUGAGCUUUUCCAUACAGCAGCUCUCUAUCGCUAUCACGAGCAGUUUGGUUGUGCUUCCUGUCAACUUGUUUGUCGUCUGGAUCUUCCGAAAUGCACGACCAAAGAAAACGGCGAAAGAAAAGCAAAAGGAAGAAGAAGCCAAAUACGAAUCGCGGAAAAAAAAGAACGUUAAAGAAUCAAAAUCGAAAAAAGGAAAAGAGGAAAAAGAUGGGAAAAAGAAGUCUUCUUUGCCUCACUAUAUGAUUUACGUCGCAUAUUUCGCGAUAUUCAUCGCCUGCUCUGUAUCCGCCACGUUCACCGUUUUCUAUGGCCUGACGUUUGGCAAAGCCAAGUCCGAAGCGUGGAUCUCAGCUAUGAUGAUCUCGUUCUGGCAAGACGUGCUCAUCUCGCAACCGUUGAAGGUCUUUGCCGCUGCAACGCUGUUUGCGCUCAUUACCAAAGACCCGAAGAAGGCAACUGGGGAGGAUGAUGAAGAUAAAUUACCAUCGCCAGAGCUUCAAGAGGACGAGGAAUACACGGAGAGGAACAUGGAAGGUCGAGGUUUGGUAUCAAUGGCCCGAAUUGACCCUAAACCACUGGAUCCACAGAAACUUCAGGAAAGCAGGGAUUUAAAACUGAAACAAAAAAAGAUGAAAUAUAUUCUUUACGAUAUAAUCUGGUACUUUAUAUUCGUGAGUGUCCUACUGAGCGUUGCCCAUGGUAACAAGGAUAAGGUUGCCUACGACACUACCUCCACCAUGUCAAGCAUGUUUGAAGGAAGCAGUUACACGAAUUGGAUUGAUUUUGGCGAGAUAACCGAUCCUAAACUGUUCUGGUAUUGGAGUCGAUACACCUUAUUACCCACACUUAUCCCAAACCAGUGGUAUGGUCCAAAUCAAAUCCUAGAAAACGUGGUCUGGGUCAAAAGUGAUCCGCUGAUCUCGCGUUCUCGGGGCGCGCGUAGCCGAUUGAAUUUGAACAAAAACAAGGUUCGCAAGAUUCAGGGGCGACCAGGCGAGUUCCCAGACAUGAGCAUCGUGCUGAAUAAUACCUUUCCAUUCCCGGAACAUUUCGUAGCCGACCGUGCGACGGACUAUACCGUCGGAGUCGCGAGAUUCAGACAGCUGAGAGUUAAACCAAAUCAAUGUUCAAUUCAUCCGGCAUUUCAACACAUGUUCCAAGAGUGUAACAGUUUCUACAGUUGGGAGAAAGAAGACGAGGGUCAGUACCUGGAGGGGUGGGUGAAAGACCCCAAGGCGAAGAUCAAGAAGAAUGAUACAGCCACUGAGAAACAGAAAAAUGCUUGGCAAUACAAUACCGCUUGGGAACUGAAAGGGACGCCAUAUUGGGCAUCAUUUUCAACAUACUGGGGAGGAGGUUUUGUCGCUGACUUGGGUCACAACGAAACCUUGGCGAUGAACAUGACUGCCUACUUGCAGGAAAAUGAUUGGCUCGACCGUUACACUCGGGCAAUAUUCUUAGAGUUCACGACAUACAAUCCGAACGUGAACAUGUUCUGUCUAAUCACACUCGUUUCCGAGAUCAUUCCCACCGGUGCCUACUAUCAGUUCAAUCAAAUAUACCCAGUGAGACUCUAUCGUUACUACGGACCAAAUCUUUUGGCAAUCAUGGUGUUAGAAAUCACCCUUAUGACCUUCCUACUUUACUUUGCUUAUCGCGAAUUCAAGAAAUGGCGCCGUGAGGGAAGGCUGUAUUGGAAAGAUGCGUGGACGUACAUGGAAUUGCUCGUUCUCUCUUCUUGCUUCUCAACAAUCGGUCUUUACUUCGCUCGUAUGGUCGCGACUAACUAUUCUAUCGGUUUAAUGCGAGAUGAUCCACAAUCCUUCGUGAGCUUCCACUACGCAGCUGCGUUGGAUCAAUGGUCGACGUUCACCUUGGGAAUGGCUGUGUUCUUUUCGUUCCUGAAGACGCUCAGCUUGCUGCGUUUCAACAGACGAAUGUCGUUCAUGAGCAAAACAUUGAAGAUAUGCUAUAAACCGCUUGCGUCUUUCUUCCUUGUAUACAUCGUCGUAUUCUUGGCCUACGCUUCGUUCGGGUUCAUCGUCUUUGGUAAAAUCGCUCCGGACUAUCACACAUUCCAGUCGUCAAUGGCAAACGUACUCGGCAUGACUCUGGGCGCUUUCAACUUCCAUGCCCUGGUCGAAGCGCACCGAGUUCUUGGUCCAAUUUUCUUCUUUACUUUCACGUUCGUCGUCAACUUCAUCCUGAUCAACGUCUUCGUUGCCAUCAUCUCGGAAGCGUUGAAUUCGGUGACGUCCGACGCCUCAAACCAGUCGAACGACCACGAAAUUCUCGACUUCAUGGUCCACCAGUUCAAGUCGUACAUCGGAUACAGAGUUUCGCCGGCGAUAAAGCCCGUGUACGUCGAGCCGUUGUCGGGAGUCGACGAGUCCUUCGAUCAGAUUGAAAAGAAGACGGAGAAGGUUGAAAUGGCAUUUCGGAAUCUCUGCAUGGAAGAGAUUCGCCAUGCGAGCUGGUUCGAUCCGGAGAAAUGUGCGAACAAAAAGAAGCUCCUGCUGCGAUUGCUGCUUCACGUCGACAACGACAUGACGGAGACGGAGGUAUGUGACGCUAUCCCUCUCUUCGAUGAGGUGAUGCGUGCUUACACCGAGAAAGAUUUCAAGAACUGGCUUGUGGAAUAUGGCGAAGAAUUUGACGAUGCAAUGACGAUGCGUAGUUCGGUGUUGUUCUCCCGCGCGACUCUCUACGAUUCCGACGACAGCAGUUCGGGCGACGAUUCUGAUGACUCGCUUGAAGAAGGAAGAUGGUCGCAACUCUCCGGUACCACCGUGGCUUCCGUUGACGAAAGAAAUCUGUUUUCAGGCGCAAGUGAAGUCCCCGACGCACGGAUUGGAAGCGUCGAAGGGUACUAUCAAAGAUACAACGAAAGGCCUCCGUCGACGGCCGAGAGGUUCUGUCGGACGCCGAUGACGGACUCAACGACAUCUCUGAAUGCGAGCAUGUCUUAUAUCGACCGGUUACUUCAGCAAGACGAUGAUUCCCAGAGACUGUUUAUCGAGGGGGGCGAUGAGGGGGGAAUGGAACCCGAGGAUUCGGACGACGACGAUUUCAAGGAAGUUGAAGAAGAAUUGAUGAAAAUGAGAACACCUGAACCAGCGAGUGACACGGAGGAACGCGCCGAAUUUUGGAUGUCGAACUUGAAGCCGACCACCCCGGAGGAAAUGGAGCAAGGAUCGAGCGUGGAACUCUACAGAACGAGUCCUAGAGAUGAUUUGCCGCUCUUUGAGAGAUCCCUCAAUUUAGGAAAGAACAAAAACAAUGAAUAUAAUGUAUUUGUGGAGGAAUUCAGCGAUUAGUUAAACAGCAACAUUGCCUUGUUCAAACUGGUUACCUUUUGCAUUGUUUUUACUGCAUGGGAACACUGUAUUUUCUCAAAUCAGUUCUGCCAAACCAGAAAAUGUCUAAGUUCACAGUUUCAUAUUAAAUACUACCAGUAAAGUAGCAGUCGUAGAAAGUUUUAAAAUAUUUCAUGUUCACUAAAGAAACGCUUUAAAAUGUGAACAAUAGUUUCUAAAAGAUCCUCGCUUAUUGGCAGCCAGAGAAAAUUUCAAAAAUAUCUUGAUGUUUUCUAGUUUUUCCAUGACGUUGAAGCAUUUAAACGUUGAAGCAAUUUUAAACUAUUUUAUAUAUAUCUCGUCAUGUGUUGUUAAAUGACUUCAUACUUACCUAGAUCCAAGUUUUUCGUAGACAUUAUGCACAGUAUCUUAAUAAGAUUUUUUGACAAGCUGAGUAUUGCAGCAGCCUUCAGAAGAAUUUGCACGAUUAUUGCAAGCAUAAAAAUAAAGCACGGUAAUAUAAUUGCCAUAGUGUAAUUUUUAAUACGAAAUAUUGUAAGAAAUAUGAUGUAAUAAUUAAGCGCUUAUUAAAGUUAUUUUGAAUCAUCUUAA